CAUGACUGGAGCCGAAAACACCCCAUUUUAAAAUACACAUCAAACAUUUUUCCCCUUCUUCAAUCAUCAAAAACAGACAAACAAACAAAAGACCAACAUGUGGACCUUCUUAGGAAUAGCGAGUUUCACCUACUUGUACAAGAAGUCGGACUCGGUGUUGAGUUUGGCCCCUGCGGAGCUGCUGCUGCCGGGACUCCUGCUGCUGUCCGCCGGCCUCCUGCUCUCCUGCCUCCGACACUUCCAGCUCCACAAAGUGUCGCAGGGGCUUCACUCGUCCGUCAGCCUGCUGUCGCUGUCCCCCCUCCUCAACAUCUUCUCAUCUCGACCGGGAAAGAGCGAAAACAUCAAGAAGGGGCUGAGGUCAAGAGUCGGGGUGGACCACAGCUCCUCCAGCUCCAGUGUGAAGUCAGAUGAGGACCCAGACGUGGUGAUCGUGGGGGCCGGGGUCCUGGGCUCGGCCAUGGCUGCUGUGUUGGCACGGGACGGCAGGAGGGUGACGGUGGUGGAGCGAGAUCUGAAGGAGCCCGACAGGAUCGUGGGAGAGCUGCUGCAGCCCGGGGGGUUCCGAGCGCUGGUGGACCUGGGCCUGGAGGGCUCAGUGGAGGGUCUGGACGCUCAUCUGGUCAAAGGCUACGUGAUUCACGACAGAGACAGUGGGUCAGAGGUGGAGAUCCCGUACCCACAGGAGGAGGACGGUGUCCAGUGUGGUCGAGCCUUCCACCACGGCCGGUUCAUCAUGGGCCUGAGGAGAGCCGCCAUGGCCGAGAGCAAUGUCACAUUUAUAGAAGGCACCGUGACCAGGAUGGAGGAGGAGGAUGGUUGUGUGACUGGAGUCCAGUACCGAGAUAAAGCCACCGCUGAGGUCAAGCUUCUCCACGCUCCACUCACUGUGGUGGCCGACGGCUGCUUCUCUAAGUUCCGGAAGAGUCUGGUCUCAGGGAAGGCUCACAUCUCCUCGCACUUUGUUGGCUGCCUGAUGAAGGACUGUUCCCAGUUCAAAGCCAACCACGCCGAGCUGGUUCUGGCCGACCCCAGCCCGGUUCUGAUCUAUCAGAUCUCCUCGUCUCAGACCAGGGUGCUGGUGGACAUCAGGGGCGAGAUGCCACGCGACCUGCAGCAGUACAUGGCAGAGAAAGUCCACCCACAGUUGCCCGCUCACCUGAGGGACUCAUUCAUGGAGGCGCUGCAGAACGACAGGCUGCGCUCCAUGCCGGCUAGCUUCCUGCCCCCCUCCCCUGUCAAUAAGCCAGGCGUGGUCCUCUUGGGGGACGCGUACAACAUGAGACAUCCUCUGACUGGAGGCGGGAUGAGCGUCGCCCUCAAUGACGUCCGAAUCUGGAGGAGUCUCCUGAAAAACAUCGCAGACCUGCAUGAUGAGGCUGCCAUGCUGAAGGCCAAGAAGAGGUUUUACUGGGAGCGCAAGUCAUCACACUCCUUCGUGGUCAACGUGUUGGCUCAGGCGCUCUACGAGCUGUUUGCCGCCACAGACGACUCGCUGCACGAGCUGAGGAAAGCCUGUUUCCAGUACUUCAAGCUGGGAGGCGAGUGCAUCAACGGACCCAUCGGACUUCUCUCUGUACUCACCCCCCGACCUCUGACCCUGAUUGGCCACUUCUUUGCCGUGGCACUCUACGCCAUCUACUUCAACUUCAGAUCUGAGUCGUGGCACAGCAAACACCGGGCUGUGAUCAAGAGCAGCGCCAUCCUGUACCGAGCCUGCACAGUCAUGUUCCCCCUCAUCUACUCGGAGCUGAAGUACCUGGUGUACUGACAGCGCCAUCGUGUGGACACUAGACAACCCGGCCCCAGGUCAAACCGGACCUGCCGUCUGAAAUGCCUCUAGCGAUGUCACGUCUCUGCCUUUCGAAGCUUUUAAGCUGUGUGGCGUCAAUAAAAGUUUGUCCUUGUGCACUUUUUCGUCUCUGGCGACUGCGGUGUCACGAUAAAAUUCUAUAAAUUGUCAAAUGUAUUUAAAUGUUUUGAAAACCAAUGGUGACAUAAAGUUGUGUUUUGA
Molecule: messenger RNA, 2014 nt
Organism: Synchiropus splendidus (mandarinfish)
Lineage: Eukaryota; Metazoa; Chordata; Actinopteri; Syngnathiformes; Callionymidae
Gene: sqlea
Product: squalene epoxidase a
Exons: 11
Coding region: 98-1771 (557 amino acids)
Biological process (GO): cholesterol metabolic process; sterol biosynthetic process
Cellular component (GO): membrane; endoplasmic reticulum
Molecular function (GO): squalene monooxygenase activity; flavin adenine dinucleotide binding
Source: RefSeq, a predicted model, not a curated record